AAUUGACAAAGAUCUGGGCUUCUGGAGUUUACGCACUAGGUCAAGGACUUGGCAGACUGAAGCUGCCUCGCUUCAUCUAAUCCAAUCCAAAACAAAAAAAACUACCUGACCUACUACUUAAAGAGUGUCGUGGUGACCACCUUCCCUCUUGCUCCUUUUGCGGCAGUUCUUCAACACCACAACCCAGAAAGCACGCCAAGCUUACAGUUGUUUGGAGAUCGACAUUGUUUACCCCCGAUCCAAGGGCAGCGCUAGAAGCUGCAUACGGCCAAGAAACCACAUCAUCGCCCCAGUCGUCUCGAUACCAAGACUAGAAUCUAGACCUUGACGUACGCUCCUUGGACUGCUGCGCCGAUAAGGCCUACUACAUACACCAUGGCGGACCCAUACGACGCUGGCAUGGCUUACCAGGCAUCAAACCAUCGGAUGGAGCCUGCCCUUACGAGCCUCCACUAUGCCUAUCCGAUCACCGUGUUCGUCUAUUACAUAGUCUCGACGGCCAUUGCCGUGUUGACCUUGCAGACGAGAUCAACCGACGAGGCCCACGGGCGUCGGCGGACCAUCAUUUGGCUGCUAACGUUCGUCAUCCUCACCUUCUUUGCCCAGCUACUCAACAUGAUGGUGCUCUCGUUUUGCCGCCACGAAGUUCCAUCUGAGCAGGACACCAUCAUCAAUCUUCUCUCGUGCAUUCUGGUCUUUGGCGUCGAGCUUGCCGGCCUAACGGACUCUCUGAAGCCUGUCUGGCACCCAUACAUAGGGUCUUUCGGGUUGGCCUUGGUUUUCGAACCCAUUAUCGAGACCUUGUCCCUCCUGGGCCGGUCACCAGAGCGCCCUACAUAUGCCGAGUUCUUCGACAUAUCGGCUGUUGCCACUAGAUACAUCGCUUUAUUGCUGGCCCUUGCCUUUUACGCCGAGGGCCUCUGGACUGCCAGGCAGGAGAAUUCAACCGACUCGGAACGCCAGAGUCUGCUCAAGCCAAAUGGCCACCCCAAUGGUGAUGCUUCCGAGACGGCUGAUGGCCAGUCGGACGGCCAACAGCACGAGGGUUACGGCUCGACAACCUCUGACUCGGCAACCUCUGACUCUGAAACCGCCAACUCAGCAGCCUCCGACUCGGCGACGUCCGACUCGGCGAGUGACGACGGCGAGACUACGAAAACCGACACGAAAGCCGGCAAGGCAGAGUCCCCGUGGGAGAGACGCGAGAGACAGGCCAAUGAGCAGAUGGAAAAGCGACUCAAGGAGAAGGGAAAUUGGAUUACUUAUGCGAAGAGCUUCCUGGUUUUCGUUCCUUAUAUCUGGCCUGUGAAUAACCGGAAGCUCCAAAUACGUAUUGCGCUCGUGGGAUGCUGCUUGCUCGCCAUGAACGCCGUCAACGUUCUUAUCCCCCGGCAGAUGGGCAUCAUUACGGACAGCCUCAACGGAGACAACGACACGAACCCCUGGAUAGCGGUCCUGGUCUUCGCCGGGCUAAAGCUGGUAGCCUCGGAGGCUGGGCUCUCGCUGCUUCGCCAGUGGCUGUGGAUCCCCGUUGAGUACUAUUCAUUUGGUGCCCUGAGCACGGCGGCGUACUCGCAUGUUCUCAACCUCUCUUCCGACUUCCAUGAUUCGAAGAGCUCGUCGGACAUUAUGAUGGCGAUACAAUCUGGACAGAGCAUAUCGAGCAUGCUCGAAUCCAUUUGCUUCCAGGCCAUCCCGAUGCUCGUCGACAUGUCGGUGGCCUUUGUCUAUCUCUCGAUCGAGCUAGGGCCGUACGAGGGGUUCAUUACGGUUGCCACGGCCUCCAUAUUCCUCUUCAUCGCCACUCGGAUGAUCUCGGGGCUCAAGGCAGCCCGCCGGGGCGAGGUCAGCGCGUGGUUCGAGGAGCAUUACGUCCGUCAGGCGGGCAUCCAGGGCUGGUCCACCGUCACCUGCUUCAACCAGGUCGGACACGAGGAGGAACGCUACUCGGCUGCUGUCCAGAAUCGUGUGGUCAAGUCGCAGAAGGUCUACUUUGGCUAUAUCCUUGCGUAUGCCUUCCAGUUCUUGGUAUUGCUGUCGGGUCUUUUGGCGGGCGCCUUUCUCGCCGUCUAUCAGGUCACGCAUUCGGACCCGGAUCCCGCCUCCGGCAGGCAUGCCACGGCAGGCAAGUUCAUCAUGCUGUUGACGUACUGGGCACAACUGGUUGCCCCUCUGACCUUCUUCGCGACACUGGGCAAGUCGGUUUCUAGGGAUCUGAUCCAUGCAGAGCAGCUUCUGGACAUCAUGCAGACAAAGCCGACAGUCACCAACAAGGUGGGCGCGCCACCGCUGGAGUUUACCGGCGGACACGUUGUUUUCGACAACGUGCAUUUCUCAUACAACAACAAAAAGUCCAUUCUGAAAAACAUUAGCUUCACCGCGACCCCAGGCAUGACGAUUGCUUUUGUUGGUGCCACAGGCGCGGGCAAGUCGACCAUCCUGAAGCUCCUGGACCGCUUCUACGACGUCACGGAGGGAUCCAUCAAGAUUGACGGCCAGGACAUUCGCGACGUCGAUCUCUUCAGUCUGCGAGGCCAAAUCGGUGUGGUGCCCCAGGCCCCGAUUCUUUUCGACGACACCAUCAUGAACAACGUACGCUAUGCAAAGCUCACGGCGACGGACGAAGAAGUCUACGAAGCUUGCAAGGCUGCUAGUAUCCACGAGCAAGUCUUGACUUUCACAGAUGGUUACCAAACCCGUGUUGGCGAACGCGGCAUCAAGCUUUCUGGCGGCGAGCUGCAGCGAGUUGCAAUUGCACGCGCAAUCCUGAAGAGGCCUGCCAUCGUGCUGCUCGACGAGGCAACAAGUGCGGUCGACACGGAAACGGAGCAGAAGAUCCAGGAGGCUUUGCGCGUGCUCUGCGAAGGCCGCACUACGUUUAUAGUAGCGUGAGUUCUUGCCAUGGUGCGACAGAAGAAUAUCACG
Molecule: messenger RNA, 2925 nt
Organism: Lasiosphaeria miniovina
Lineage: Eukaryota; Fungi; Ascomycota; Sordariomycetes; Sordariales; Lasiosphaeriaceae
Exons: 4
Coding region: 376-2892 (838 amino acids)
Biological process (GO): transmembrane transport
Cellular component (GO): membrane
Molecular function (GO): ABC-type transporter activity; ATP hydrolysis activity; ATP binding
Source: RefSeq, a predicted model, not a curated record